Clarias gariepinus (North African catfish) is the source of this 4277-nucleotide messenger RNA. RefSeq names its product Ras and Rab interactor 1b (gene rin1b). The transcript is spliced from 11 exons. Gene Ontology annotation, cellular component: endocytic vesicle; cytosol. The record is from RefSeq and is a predicted model, not a curated record. Gene Ontology annotation, biological process: vesicle-mediated transport. Gene Ontology annotation, molecular function: small GTPase binding; guanyl-nucleotide exchange factor activity. The coding region runs from base 246 to 2420 and encodes 724 amino acids. Lineage: Eukaryota; Metazoa; Chordata; Actinopteri; Siluriformes; Clariidae.
CGUGCGUAUGUUUGCGUGCGCGUGUGCGUUUAAAAUGAGCGAGUAGCAGAGAGAAGCGGGUGUGAGGAGUUCAGUGGGCGAAUCACCGACUGAAUCAUAUCAGCAAGAUGAAUUCUGGGACUGGUGUCUUUCUAAUGGCAUUAAAUGAGAAUAAGCAGGCGAUGUGAUGCGGGGAGGAGCUGCGCGGAGCCACUGAUGCCAUGCUGAACUUCAGAAGAGGAGCAGCUGAGAAAUAAAGAGAAAAGAUGGAUGACUGUCUUCAGAGGAGUCUAAGUGUUUUGGACCGCCUCCUCCUUACACACUCCAUCUGGCUUCAGCUUUCAAUCAACCCUGACUCCGCCCUCUGUGUCCUGCAGAGAGAGAUACCUGGGACUUUUCUGGUUUGUAAGUGUGCAGUCACUCAGAGAAAGGUGCUGUGUGUGAGGAUUCAGGAGAGCAAUGUGUGUGUUGCACAAUAUCCCAUCCGGGAGGAAGACUCCACAUUUUCUCUGGAGAGCUCAGCCCUAAGUUUUCCUGAUUUGUGCCGAUUAGUGGCCUUUUACUGCAUUAGCAGGGAUGUGUUGCCUUUCCCACUCGAGCUUCCUGAAGCUAUUACACAGGCCGCCAACCACACACAGCUAGAGAGUAUCUCACACCUUGGCUUGGAGUUCUGGAGUUCUCAGUCCCCCCCUGGCCCUCCUAAUGGCCCUCCCGCUGUCUCUGUGAACUGGCCAUCCAGGCUGCGAUCACCAUGUUUCAUCAACCCCCUUUUCCUGCAGCCUUCCCAGCCAAGUCGAGGAGCUUCACACAAACGUCACAGAUUAAAACGCAGUCUGCGAGUUCGUGUCUCUACAGAAUCAUCAUUCAGUCUGACUCCUGGAGACUCCGAGUGGAGCCAGGGUGACACGGAUGUGCUGAGGAGCAACGAGAGGACGGCUCGGAGGGCAGGGGGCCUGAGCAUGCUUAGAAGAACUGCUGCUUUGGCACCUACCUCAGAAGAAGAGGAUGAGCAGAUGCUGGGAGAGGUGCCUCCAACAUCAGCACCACAGCCAGAAAAGGCAGACCUACCACAAGAUGAGGGGCUCUGCUUAGCAUUGGAGCGACGUCAUGCUCCUUCUCUCGCUGAACUGGAUAGCAACAGUUCCUUCAGCAGCCUGGAAGAGGAAGACUCGCAGCCAGACUCAGCCCUGCAGUGGCCUCCCCUCGCACGGGGCACUCGUUUCCCUAUCGCCAAUCCAGCCUCCACCCUACGUCGUAUGAGUGCUGCAUUUGUCUGUGUGUUUGCUCCUGAGCGGCGUGUAGCCCGGCUGGUUGACGAGCUAUCCCGAGACAGGCGCUCUGCUUUUGGAUCACUGAUCCAGGAUUUCCUGCUAAAGCAAAAGGAAGAAAUGAAGGUGACAAGUUGGAGCUCUGCCGUGGAGCUGCUUCAGGGUUUGAGGAGGUUCCUUUCCCAGGCCAAGAGUCUGCUUCUGGAGGCUGGAGAACUGGAACCUCCCAUAGAGACCCUGGUGCCUGAGAAUGAGAAAGAGCUGGCUUUGGAGAAGGCAUUGUUUCUUUGUGUACUGAAACCACUAAAAGUUCAGCUGGGCCAGAUGCUGGUCUCACUUCACACACAGGAUGGCACUCUCCAGAGAUUUACUAACAGCCUGCAGGCCUGCCAGGAAGGAACACUACAGCGCCUUGGUGUACGUGUGGCUGUCCUUGAUGCUCAAGGUGUGGAAAGAGCAAAAAAAAAGCUCAAUUUAAUGCAGAGAAGCCACUCACCCAUAGACAAGGUGCUGCUUCUGCUGCAGGUGUGCAAGAGUGUGUACAAGGCCAUGGGUGCACAAGCUGAACAGGAAUUCAGCUCAGAGGAUUUCCUGCCCGCUCUGUCCUAUGUAGUGGUUCAAUGUAAUGUCCCACAACUUCUGCUGGAGACAGAAUACAUGAUGGAGCUACUGGAGUCCUCUUGGCUGUCAGGAGAAGGAGGGUACUACCUGACAAGCAUCUAUGCUAGCCUGUGCCUAAUCCAGAGCCAGCCUGGUACUCCAUGUCCUGGUGGUUUAACCAAUGAGGCCCAGGAGCAACUGAGAGAAUGGAGCAAGAGACGUUCCCAGGAGGCCAAACUCCAUAAAGAGAGCCAGCAGAAUCAGAGGUUUGUUCGUAUUCUUUUCCAGAAUACUGAGUGUUGUGCAACCCGUACUCUCCACUGGAAAGCAGGCGAGAGUGUGGAAGUGUUAACCCGAACCUGCGCAGAGGUGUUUGCCAUAAACGAGCCACAGCAUUAUUGUCUGUUCUGGAGGAACGGAGGGGAGAUGCAUCCUGUUCCUCUACACACACAGCCUCAUGAGCUGGCUGCCCCUACCCUAUCCUACCUCCGUAAAGAUCACGACUUCAGCAAGAUGCGCAGGCUGACCAGAGGCGGCGCUGUGGAUCUCGAGGAGUCUGCAUGUGAAGAGUAAGGACUUGACUGGUCUUUUGCUGGGCCUGUUUUCCAUAGUGAUUUGAUUCGAGUGACUGCAAAGAAGUUGUGUGAAUGUAUGUGUGUGUUACUGUUUACAAAAACUGAUGAUCAGGGUGGGUUGCACAACCACUGAAGAAAAAGGAAGUUCAUGACCGAAACAUGAAGUUUACGAAGGUUAAUGAGGAGUGAUGCUCGGUAAUAAUGCUUAAAGCAAUAGUUGCCAGUAAAGGGUUCAGGAACGAGCCUAUAGCCUACUUUUAAAUUAUCUGCUACACAGAAUAUAAAUACUGUAUUUGUAGUUCUAGUUGUCUUUAGGGUGUUUGCCAAGAUUCUCUGCCGAAUUUCAAUACCAAAGUGUUGAACAUGGUUUCUUUAUACAGCAUCUUUUUUAACCAUUGGAUGAGUAAAUAAGUAUAUAUAUGUAUAUUAUGUACAUUUACAUGUAUGCAUCUGAGAUGCCUUAAAUGUUAGUGAGUCAGUAAAAAAAAAAAUAGGCUCUUUCAGCUGUAUUGUAGUGCUUUGAGCUAUACAUAUAUAUUGAGAAUCUUUAAAAAAAAAAAAAAAAGCAAAUUUAAAAUAAAAAAUGAAAGCAUUUUCAGUCUUGUAAAUAGAUAUUAUGUUCCAGUGUUUUGAGGUUGUCUUUUGGUAUCUUUUUAAACAGUGAACUGGAAAAUCGUAAUAGUAAUUUAUUUUGAGCUCUAUUGUUUUGCUCAUUACUGCCCAAAUGAAAUAAUGUCAACCCUACAAAUUUGGGUAAAUUUGCUAAUUUGCAUUGACUUAGUGAUUGUAUUUGAAUUAUGUAAAUAGUCUCUAAGAUGAUACUGCUGAUUUUAUUUUUUGUCAUAGUGAAUUUUCCAGUCAAAGAUGUGGCUGGACUGUGCAGCUGUACUGUGUUGCAUUCGCUGAAUGUGCUUUAAUGGUAACACCCCAUGGUGCUUUAAGUGAUCACAUAAACAUGCUAAAUGGAUUGACUGGUUCUCGCUGUGUGAACUGACCGUCUUAUCCUGUUUUACUGGAUCUUGUGCAGAUGCUAAUGAGUUUGUAACACUUUAUUGCCAUGAUGUAUUGUAUGAACUUAUUCUAUUUAAGUGUUUAUUUAAUUUUAGCAAGAAAAAUAUUAACAAUCAGUGCAAAUGAACUUUAUAUUUGGAAUGAUGUGUUUAAAAUUUGUGAUUUCUGCAUGCAGGCAAUUAUAAUGAGGUGCCACCAAUGUCAUAUGCGCAUGUUUGAAUUGCUAAAGUGCAAAUCUUCGCUUUUUUUCUCCUCAUUGCACUGGUAUGAAUUUGCUGUAUUUUUCUUCAGUAACAAAUGAUAUUAAAUCUUUGUGGGUAAUAAGUGUUCAACACUGUUCCUUUCUUUCCUCGCGGCUAUUUCUGGGCAGUUUGUGGACACUUAGUACAGCUGUUUUGCAUUCAGAACAUGGACAGGCCCUAAUGUACUUUCAUUAACUGUGUAUCAUUCUUUAUUCUUGAUUGCCACCCUAGUGGAGAAUGAUGAUAGCCUGCUGGAGAGUAAUGCGGAAGCACAGAACAGCAGCUGCACAAAACAUGCUACGACUUGGUGAUGAUAUUGCCUAAGAAAAACUAAAGAUUGACACAGAUAAGCAAGUAUGUAAUACCUGUUAUAGUACAGCCACCCAAGUGAGUAACUGGGCAUUAUUGAGCUGAAGUUUGAGGUAUGUUAUAAGGCCAGUCAAACUUGGCUUGGGAUCUGUGGCUUUAAUCAUGUCUCUAGGGCAGGAUUCUUAUUUGUGAGUGAUGAUAUAGCCUAUAUGUAGAAUAUGAUGCAGAUAUACUGUAGAUAUUAGCUGAAGUCAUAUUAGUACUAACUUUAGUUCUGAAACUGGAACUACUGC